AUGUCUUCAAAAGUAAGUUCAAUUAAUUCAUCUACGGAUGAAAAUUGUCUUCCAGCUGAAACCUUUUCAGACCCACACUUUCCAAAUCCUACUACUCUUCCCUUAGAAUUUCAUCGUUACAUUCUUGAAGAAAUAUUAUCUGAAGACGGAUUACUUAUUUUAAGUCGCGGAUUGGGUUUAUGUAGAAUAAUAUGUGCAUUGAUAAGGAUUUAUUCUGAUAGAGGAUCUUUAGUAAUAUUAUUGAAUGCUAGUAGACAUGAAUUAAGUUGUAUUAAAGAAGAAAUUGCUGAAGGUGGGAUUAAAAAACCGGGACUUAGAGUUGUUAAUAAUGAAUCUAACGCUAAAGAAAGAUCAGAAUUAUACGUUUCUGGUGGUAUAUUGUCUAUAACUUCAAGGAUACUUAUAAUUGACCUUUUACAAAAACGUAUACCGACUUAUCUUAUUACUGGAAUUUUAGUUAUGCAUGCUGAAAGGGUAAAUGAAACUUCAACUGAAGCAUUUAUCUUGAGAAUAAUUAAGGAAGAGAAUAAGGAAGGGUUUAUUAAAGCAUUUUCAGAUUCACCCGAAUCAUUUAUUUCUUCAGGAUUAUCACCUUUACAAACUACCUUACAAUUACUUCAAAUACGUAAAGUUUUCUUGUAUCCGAGAUUCCAUGUGAUGAUAAGAAAUUGUUUAGAACAACAUAAAGCUGAUGUAAUAGAAUUGCAUCAAUCUUUAAGUCCAUCAAUGACUGAGAUACAAGCGGCUAUUACUGAAUGUAUUGAAGCUUGUUUAAGCGAAAUAAAAAAAGUAAAUGGAAAUUGGUUAGAUGUUGAUGAUUUAACGGUGGAAAAUUCAUUUUUUAGAUCCUUUGAUGUUAUAUUAAGACAACAAUUAGAACCUUAUUGGCAUCGUGUUAGCUCGAAAACUAAAUUAUUAGUUAAUGAUUUAACCACCUUAAGAAAAUUACUCGGGUACUUGGUCAGUUAUGAUUGUGUAUCAUUCAAUAGUUUUUUAGAGACUAUUAUUGCAAGUCAAACUCCUACUUCUGCUUUAUCUCACCAACAACAAUCUCCGUGGCUGUCCUUGGACGCUGGAAAUACAAUAUUUAUUACAGCAAAAAGACGAGUAUUUAUUCAUGCUCCAUCGUCAGAAUUUCCACCAGGCAUACAACCUAUAUUAGAAGAACUUCCAAAAUGGAAUCUAUUAGCGGAGACGUUACAAGAAAUUGAAUCAGAUAUAAUAGGUCAUAACACAAUCAUUUCUACAGAAGGAACUGUAUUAAUCAUGGUAGAAAAUGAAAGAGAAUGUUCACAAUUAAGAGAAUAUUUAUCAACCAUGCACAUAGCAGAACAACGGGGAUUAAGUAAAGGUGGUUUUAUGUUGAGAAGAUUGUUAAAAAAUUAUUUCAGGUGGAAAAGUGGAUUGAGUAAAGUUAGUAAUAAUUUAAUUAAUGAAAGUAAUAAAGAAACUGUUGGGGGAAGAAGUACUAACAGUGGGAAAGGAAAUGAACAACCAAAAAGAGGAAUAUUCCAACGUGGUCAACAGCCAUCUAAUAAAAGAAGACGUUUACGUGGUGGAUCAAACACCGCUACUUCAUCAGCUAAUUCUAUAAGAAAAACAAAUGUUAAGACACUUGAAGAAGAAGCUCAAAAAAUAGCAAAUUUUAUAAAUUCAAACCAAACCAACUUAUCAGAAACAAGUUCUUCUGCUGCGGCUUCUGGCUCAUUGAAAGAUAAUGCUUUGACUACAAAUCCUAGCUCUCAUUAUGAUGAUGAAUUUGAUGCGGAAACAUUUUCUACAUAUUUUGGAUUAUUAGAUUUAAAUGAUUCAAUUAUUAUUAGACCUAUAAAUGGUGAUUAUGAUGAUAGAAUAUUGGAAUCUAUUAAACCUAAAUAUAUCAUCAUUUAUCAUCCUGAUCAAGCAUUUAUUAGAAGAGUUGAGGUAUAUCGAACUCUACAUCCUGAUUUACCAUGUUUAGUAUAUUUUAUGAUGUAUGAAAAUUCUAUUGAAGAACAAAAAUAUUUAAGUGUAAUACGUAGAGAGAAAGAAGCUUUUGAAAAAUUAAUUAGAGAAAAAAGUAUUAUGGCUAUACCUUUGGGAAGACCUUUGAGAGUGCUUCAUAGUCAAUCUGACGUAUCUUCGAACGUUAAUACACGUAUAGCAGGUGGUAAAAUUAUACAAGAAGUUAAAGAACCAUCAAAGAUUGUAAUUGAUGUAAGAGAAUUUCGUAGCUCAUUACCAUCAUUAUUGCACCAAUCAGGAAUCGAAAUAUUACCAUGUACUUUAAUAAUUGGCGAUUAUAUAUUAUCACCUAAUUUAUGUGUUGAACGUAAAUCAAUUUCUGAUCUAUUUGGAAGCUUUAAUUCAGGAAGAUUGUAUACGCAAUGUGAGGCUAUGUGUAUACAUUAUAAGCAACCUAUAUUAUUAAUUGAAUUCGAUAAGAAUCAAUCAUUUACAUUACAGUCUAUAAAUGAAAUUAAAUCAGAUAUAGGAAUGAAUGAUAUAUCAUCAAAGUUGGUAUUAUUAACAAUUACCUUUCCAAGACUGAAAAUUAUUUGGUCAAGUAAUCCUAUUGCCACCGUCGAAAUAUUUCAAGAUCUCAAAAAAUUGGAAGAAGAGCCUAAUUUAGAAAUAGCGCAAAUGAUUGGAUUGGAUAGCGGUGAAACUGAUGAUCAUCCAAUUGAAAGCGAUUACAACGUUGCUCCACAGGAAUUCUUGAGAUCUUUACCUGGAGUUACGACAAAUAAUUAUAGAUAUAUAAUGUCAAAAUUAAAAAAUUUAAAAGAAUUGGGUCAACUAUCUAAAGAUGAAUUACAAAAUAUGAUUGGUAAUGAUCUUGGAAACAAAUUAUUUGAAUUCUUUAAUAAAGAUGUUAAGGAAGAGGAAUGA
Funneliformis geosporum is the source of this 2871-nucleotide messenger RNA. Lineage: Eukaryota; Fungi; Glomeromycota; Glomeromycetes; Glomerales; Glomeraceae. The record is from the annotation of a GenBank genome assembly.